CACAUAAUCGUCACCUAUUGAACGACGACAUACCGGAGCUAGCCACGGGCCAUCGCGCCGUGUCGUCCUCAGCAACAAGCCCGUCUUUCAGUCCCCCUCGUUACGAGAUCGGCAACGGACAAGCGAUCGACGGAGUAUCCGAGAGAGGCGAAAGGCCAGCGAUCACACGGACAGCAACGAUCGAGAGCGAAUGUGAUCAACCGUAAUCCGACCUUUAUUCGCGAGAGAGAUAGCUUAGCGUGUCGUUUAACCGUUGUCGUCGUCGACUGAGCUGUCAAUAAAAAUUUUUCGAGCAAAGGGUCCUUCCUGUUUGCUCGUCGGAAAUUGUCAGUUGCAGCGAGAAGGGCAGCGGGGCUCGAUUCAAGGGCGUUGUUCUGGUGAUUCUGAUUUUCUUCUUUUGUGUCUCGUGGGGAAGUGAACAUCGAUCGGGCUUCGAUCCUCGAAGAGUCCCCGCGGGUGGCGAACCCGGGGAGCUGCGAGCUGACGACGCGUCCAGGAUGGUCUGGUAGAAGAGCGGACGAACUCCCUCGUGUUCGAGAAAUGGCGUACGGCAUAUCGGUCGACGCGACCGUCACGAGCACGGUGCUUCUCCUGCUGGUGGUGUUUCAAGCGACUCUGGUCUGGGAGGAGACGCGCGGCGCUCCGGUGAAGAAGAACGAUGUUCUCGCCGGUACGGAAUUUCUGUCGGUCUUUAUAAACGGCGCCAUGGCACCGACGCCACAGCGACGUCGGGGUUUCCGGCGCGGUCAACACGUGGCUGCAUCGGCGGGUGACAGCGCGACCGCCGAGUCGCAUCAGCACGAGGCAUCGAUCUAUCGAAUAUCUCAAAAUCCGAGCGGUAGUCGACCGAUUUCAGUGUCGAGGCCGCAAACAAGUGGCCGCGACGAUGUCGUACGCUUCUAUCCUAUAAGCCAGAGAACGUUGGAGCACCGGCAGCAGAAUCUGGCGUCGUUGAUCGACGUUCUGAGCACGCCGGGUGGCAUAAGCUCGACACGUCUGACACCGUCGAGUGCGACGACGAUGUCGACGACGACGACAAGCGGAUCGCCUAUAUUCCACAAUCGAACGACUACGAGAUCGAAUGGAACCCACGGAUCCGGCAUCAUCAGCAAAAGCGUUAGCCGGCAGAAGGUGAUCGGCGUCAGCGUCACGUCCACGGUCGAGGCUACACCAUACAAGGUGCGCGUCGAGCAUUACGACAGCGCUGACGCUGCGGUGGUAACACGACCACCAAGUUUGGAAUCUCCGGUGAACAAAGAUACUACUAAUCAAUCAACUAGAGAAUCUAUUAAAAGCACAACAAAGAGCGCCAACAGACUAUCGACGUCGCCGUCGUCUACGACAACAACGACGACAACGACGUUACCACCAGCCCAAUUUGUCACCGAAGAGCUCAGCAACAUCGUCUCGGAGUCCAACAGAAGCGAAUUCUCCGUCGACGAGGACGAGCUGAGGACGAGCUGGCGCGGCCACGUGACUAUGACGCCGAGAAUUGAGCAGAUCCCCCCAUUCGCAGAAAAAAACGGAAACGAAGAAACCAACGAGACCACGCGCGACAUCGACAUCGACGCGAUCACCCUUCCGACAGAAGAGAAUUACGAGCUGCCUGUGGAGAACUCAGAACCGCGAGAGUUGAACGAGGAACUGCCGGAGGGAUCGUCGGAUCGGCUUCAAGGACGCAAGAUGGGACGUCAUUACGACGCACCGCUCUACAAUCGAUCAGGCUCGAAACUCUACAGUCAAUCAUCCAAGACGUACAAACCCGCGCGUACUUAUAACGAGCCUGCCAAGAUGUAUAGCGAGUCAGCCAAGGUCUACGGCGAUCCUGAGCGAGUAUACGGGGAACCGGCUAAAGUAUACAGCGAGCCCGCCAAAGUCUAUAGUGAACCGGCCAAGGUUUACAGCGAGCCCGCUAAAAUCUAUAGCGAACCCGCCAAGAUCUACGGCGAGCCGGAAAAGAUCUACUCCGAACCGUCCAAGAUCUACUCGGAGCCGGCUAAGGUUUAUUCCGAGCCGGCCAAAAUUUACUCGCAACCGGCCAAGAUAUAUAGUGAACCUAGCAAGGUGUACGACUCCGAGGGCCAGCCGGUAGAUCGCCAACAGCAGGACGGUGAACCCGACGAGCAAAACUACGAAAUCGACGAAUCGGUCAGCGUUGGCAGCAACGGCAACGUCCACGGACCACAGCUGGUCGUCACGGAGGAAACCCCGGGUGCGUCCGAGGACGGGCACAAGGUUGGCUACGUAGUCGAGGGCAGGAACUACAGGAAAUACAGGGUCGAGGAGAGGACACCGGAUGGCUUUAUCGUGGGCGAAUACGGCGUCGUCAGUCACGACGAUGGUUCACUACGCGGUGUCAGGUACACCGCCGAUGGAACCAUCAAUCCGCAGCUCAUCUACGACGCUCUGAUGAAGUUUCUCGCUCUGUGAGCGCCGCGAUAACGUAGGAAAAGAAAGAAGAGGACGAGGUGACUUCGGCGACGUCGUCGACGAGACGAAUACGACUGAUUCUUUUGCUCUUGCCAACUCAACUGCCUCAACAAUUAAUUUUAAGGACGAUAUUUUUUUUAGGACCUAAGAAAGAGCCUGUUCGACCAAGGCAACUCGCCGCGCGCGUCACCGAAAGCCGAGGACCGAAAGGUCGACCGAAACCGAUGUACGAAAGUCGAAUCUCGAUGUUCAGAUUCAGAUUGCGAAAGGCUGACAGAUGAAAGUUAUACUUUGGGCGGCGAAAGUACGAACUUUUGUGCGCAGUGCUGCUCGAUGGCCUUUGACGAUUGUGGCAACCGAUCGAAGUGGUUGUCGAAUGUUUCUCUUACGGGUUAUUCGCAAAGAUUCUCGAAGCGAAAACGGAACCAUUAAAAUAUUUUUAGUGCACGAGAGCUUGCACUUGGGUGACGACACGCAUCGACUUAGACGAUUUUCGAUUGUAAUAUUAACAAUGACAGAAUUAUUAAUUUUAUAUUUGUAAAUUUUACGAUAAUUUAGUAUUUUUAAAAAGCAUGAUGAUAGAUUUAUAAUAAUCGCUUAAUUAUUUUAAUUAUAAGAUAAACAUGAAAAUUACACGAUCUCUAAGCUUGAUAAAAGAAACAAAAUGCUUGACAAAAUGUUAAGAAAAUGUCUAAUCUCGGUGCGAUAUCGGCACAACUGUAACUUGAAAUCAAUUUGAAGAUUCUAUUGAUAGUGAUUUCCGCGUACGCGUAUCGAUACAUAUUUUUGCAACUGAAUAUUUUGCAGAUAAAGAGAACCACCUUCGUCGAGAACGCACCCGCGGCAAACUCACGAUCCUUGAUCUCUGAUCUGUGAUCUCCGUUUUAAAAAAAUCUCGAAUCGAAGUUGUCGCGAACCCGAUGAAAUGAAAACUUUGAUUAAAAUAAUGGAGUAUUUUAAUACCUUUAUUCCGCGAAAAAAUUUGUAUUGAAACACAAAAAUAAUUCGCAAUGUUUUUCCGGAGACCUCCUUGUCAUCUUUUUAAAAUAAUAAAUUGAAAUGUCAGAGAUCAUCAAUCGAUUGAUAUAAUGUCAAUCGAAAAUCAAUCUUUUCUUGUAUUAUAUAUUAGAAAGAUGUUAUGUGAGUAUGUGUAUACGUAUGUGGCAAGAGAUCUGUAUUGAUUAAAGAUUAAUUUAACCGCUGAAAGGGGAUUUACGAAUUACUCGCUAUUAUGCCAAAGUUAACGCUAAAACAUUCAGACUUUUCUUAUUGUCUUUAAAGUUUAAGAAAUAUUAAAUUGAAUUCUUAUUUUUGUACACUAGAUAUAAUUUAUUGUCAAAUCUUAUACAACAUGUGUGAUAUUCAGACUUAUGUAAUUUAUGUUUCAAUGAUACCUAAAAGAAAACAUAUGCUAUUAUAUCGAAGUCGCCAGCAAAUAACAAUGCGUCUGAAUGUUCUAACGUUAAUAGCUUCCGAAAUCAUCGACUAAGAGUUCCCUUUGUAUGCUUUUAUUGCGAUCACGCUUCUGCGAUGAAGAGGUAAACGAAAAAGUUGCAGCUGCCAGGGUCCUUAAAGAAUGAUCCCCCCAAUUAGAGAGCGGACCCCGCAGUUGCGAUGGAUGGACCGACUUGUCGCGGCAGCGUUUCUGCAUAUCUCCUAGCUUAUUGUAAGUUCCUUAGAUCUUAAGGUUGUCUCGCGUCAAAGGAAAUAUCUCAAUCAGCGAGAAAGUUCCGUUUUUUUCGCGUAUAUAUAUA
This is a messenger RNA of Formica exsecta, 4184 nucleotides long. RefSeq lists its product as uncharacterized. The transcript is spliced from 2 exons. Bases 541 to 2430 code for a protein of 629 amino acids. Lineage: Eukaryota; Metazoa; Arthropoda; Insecta; Hymenoptera; Formicidae. The record is from RefSeq and is a predicted model, not a curated record.